CCGGAUUUGAAACCUCCAUCAUCGCCGCCCAAGCCUGCAAGAAUAAGCCGAGAUUCAUGAUGUGCAUAUUGACUUUGAUUAUUUGGGCUAGCAACGAAGCCGGCCACCUGGCUUUUUCCGACUAAUGCUGUGCCAUGGCAACGCACCAUGUUCGAUAUUAUCUCAGGGGAGGCAACCGUGCGCCGAAACCCUAACAUUGUUCUGUUCAAUCACCGCCUUUUGACCGUAGCAUAGGGAAUGUCGGUACCACAACCACGAUCGCUAUGUUUCAAAAAUGUCCUAUAGAAAAGUCUCGGACGUUCACCUUUUAGUAAGGCUUCCUCUGCACGCGUUUCGCUUCUGGCUGCCCUUUAUAUUUGGGGGUAAGUUCAACAGUCUCGUCCUCCCCCCUUCCCUCCCGCGCGCUCUUAAUCCCGUUUCAUUUGACAUGACAAACACAUCGGACGGGCUCAAUAUUCUCUAUGAUAUCAUUAGAUUAACUUGCCAAACUUUAGUUUAUGGCAUGUACAUAAUCAUCAUGCUGGUCUGCUCCUUUGUUAUGUUGAAAAGAGGUCUUAGAGGGAAAUCGCGUAUCUUGCUGUUCUGCAUACUGGUUUUCAUGUUCUCCUUUUCAACGGCCUAUUGGAUCGUAUCGAUAUGUCAAGCCGUGUAUGUCAUCACCAUCUCAUUUGUGCAUGGCAUCCCUCUGGAUAGUAUAGCUUAUGCGUACGGCGAAAAACAAGACAUAAUGAACGCUCUUGUCCUCCUGAAUUAUGUGCUAACCGACGGCAUUGUCGUUUGGCGGGCAUGGGUAAUCUGCCGAGACUGGUAUAGCAAAAUUUUGAUCCUUCCACUCGUAUUCCUAUGCUUGACCCUCCUGUCCGUUUUCGUUACAAUCGGACUGCGCAUCACGAUAAGUACCAUGUCCGUCAGCCGGCACACCGUCAUGGACCAUACACCCCUGACCCACGCGCUUAAUUGUUCCCAAAUAAUAAAUUUAGCCCUGUCAUUAUUGACCAACAUUUUUUCUACUUCGAUUGUCGGAGUCAAAGCUUGGCGUCAUAAACACUGUCUUAUGUCCGAGCUUCAGGUGAAGCGGAGAAAGAUAACCGUAGCAGAACGAAUCUUCACUUUGCUUGUCGAGUCCGGGAUCAUUUACUGUCUUUCUGGAAUAAUGGCUCUGAUUGCCACUGAGAUUCAACUUCCAUUUGGCAAUCUCAGCGAUGUCUACACUCCGGUCCAGGUCCAGUUUGCGGGGAUCUAUCCAACCUUGGUUAUUCUUCUCGUCAGCCGCCAAGGUGAAUUAAACGAGACUACCAUGUUCACGGUUGAGGACAAGCGCAAUCCCUCGGAACAACCAUCGAGUGUAUUGAUUCUGGAUACCAUUGAGUUUGGUGAUAAUCCUCCCCUCAGCAGUUCGUUCGGAGAAGCAGAGACCCUUGCGGAUGUUAGACGUAAUGAGUCGAUGGUGUCCCGGCUUUCUCGGGCAUAGCGAGCUGGACGACGCUGGCAUUGUUUUACUUUGCAUUAGCAUGACUGAAGCUCUCUACUAGAGUGGCGAACCAACCACCCUCAGCACUUCUGUGUGUUCCAUAGUAGACAGGAACUAGAGAGCUUCCCUUCAGGAACACCUUGUCGCGACAGAUCAAUCUCAAAUGAGUUUCUGAUAUAAGCGAG
This is a messenger RNA of Desarmillaria tabescens, 1656 nucleotides long. RefSeq lists its product as uncharacterized. The coding region runs from base 275 to 1471 and encodes 398 amino acids. The record is from RefSeq and is a predicted model, not a curated record. NCBI's taxonomy places the organism in Eukaryota, Fungi, Basidiomycota, Agaricomycetes, Agaricales, Physalacriaceae. The transcript has 8 exons.